GAACUUGCUUCUAGGUUAUUUAGAAAUGCAUUGUUAUCACCAAAAAAGAAAACUAUCUCCAUUUCAAUGAAGAAUACUUUGUUAUUGAAUCCAUCGUCUGAUCCUGAUUCACCAAAUCAUGCAUUUAUUGAAAAUAUAGUUCCUUUCCUACAUCAAUUAUCUAAAAUAUAUGUUAUUCAUCUCAUUUGUCCGGUAUCAAGUGAACAAGAGAAACAACAAAUUCUUGGUCGUCUUCUUAAUUCAAAAUUAUUUAGUUCAAAAGUUAUUGACGAAAGAAGAGUUUUGUUUUGUGAAAGUGAUCAAGGAAAGAUUCAUAUUAUUCGAAAAUGUACAUGUUGAAGGUGGAAUAAAUGGCGAAGUUGUUGUUGAAAUGAUCAGAGGAUUUGUUGGUAAUGUACUUUGGGCAAAUAAGAGGUGGUAAUAGUGAACCGAUAAAUUGGGCAGAAACUGGUGAAGUUAAGGCAAACGUUGAUAGAAGUCAAUGGUCAAACGUUCAAGUUUGUGGACAAGCAGUUUGAACUUUGAAAUUACUUGUAGAUUAGUAUCUUUAGUAUCUGUAAAUUAUGUGAAAUAUAGUAUGAUAAAUUAGCAAUUUUUUAUACAUAAAUAAUAUAAGUGCAAAUAUUGUAAUAAAAAACAAACAAUCAA
Molecule: messenger RNA, 648 nt
Organism: Rhizophagus irregularis DAOM 181602=DAOM 197198
Lineage: Eukaryota; Fungi; Glomeromycota; Glomeromycetes; Glomerales; Glomeraceae
Source: RefSeq, a predicted model, not a curated record